Molecule: messenger RNA, 3417 nt
Organism: Phodopus roborovskii (desert hamster)
Lineage: Eukaryota; Metazoa; Chordata; Mammalia; Rodentia; Cricetidae
Gene: Adcy1
Product: adenylate cyclase 1
Exons: 20
Coding region: 30-3386 (1118 amino acids)
Biological process (GO): adenylate cyclase-activating G protein-coupled receptor signaling pathway; intracellular signal transduction; cAMP biosynthetic process
Cellular component (GO): plasma membrane
Molecular function (GO): adenylate cyclase activity
Source: RefSeq, a predicted model, not a curated record
CGUGGCCGCGGCCGCUGCAUGGCGCUGAGAUGGCGGGGGCGCCGCGCGGCCAAGGCGGCGGCGGAGGCGCGGGCGAGCCCGGGGGCGCAGAGCGGGCGGCCGGGCCGGGCGGUCGGCGCGGGCUCCGGGCGUGUGGCGAGGAGUUCGCGUGCCCCGAGCUGGAGGCGCUGUUCCGCGGCUACACGCUGCGGCUGGAGCAAGCGGCCACGCUGAAGGCGCUGGCGGUGCUUAGCCUGUUGGCGGGUUCCCUGGCGCUGGCCGAACUGCUGGGCGCGCCGGGACCCGCGCCCGGCAUCGCCAAGGGAUCUCACCCGGUGCACUGCAUCCUCUUCCUGGCACUGUUCGUGGUCACCAAUGUCCGAUCCCUGCAGGUGCCCCAGCUGCAGCAGGUCGGUCAGCUGGCGCUGUUCUUCAGCCUCACCUUCGCGCUACUCUGCUGCCCCUUCGCGCUGGGUGGCCCGGCGAGGGGCUCCGUUGGAGGCGCAGUGGGAUCCGCGGUUGCUGAGCAGGGGGUUUGGCAACUCCUUUUGGUCACCUUCGUGUCCUAUGCCUUGCUGCCCGUGCGCAGCCUACUGGCCAUCGGCUUCGGGCUGGUGGUGGCUGCCUCUCACUUACUGGUCACAGCCGCCUUGGUCCCUGCCAAGCGCCCACGUCUCUGGAGGACGCUUGGUGCCAAUGCCCUGCUCUUCGUGGGAGUGAACAUGUAUGGCGUCUUCGUGCGGAUCUUGACAGAGCGCUCACAGAGGAAGGCCUUUUUGCAGGCCCGAAGCUGCAUUGAGGACCGGCUGCGGCUGGAGGAUGAGAACGAGAAGCAGGAGCGGUUGCUCAUGAGCCUCUUGCCCCGGAAUGUCGCCAUGGAGAUGAAGGAAGAUUUCCUGAAGCCCCCUGAGAGGAUUUUCCACAAGAUUUACAUCCAGAGGCAUGAUAACGUGAGCAUCCUGUUUGCAGACAUCGUGGGUUUCACAGGUCUGGCAUCCCAGUGCACGGCUCAGGAGCUGGUGAAACUGCUCAAUGAACUCUUUGGCAAGUUUGACGAGUUAGCCACGGAGAACCACUGUCGCCGCAUCAAGAUCCUGGGGGACUGCUACUACUGUGUGUCGGGCCUCACCCAGCCCAAGACGGACCACGCCCAUUGCUGUGUAGAGAUGGGGCUUGACAUGAUCGAUACCAUCACAUCCGUGGCUGAGGCUACUGAAGUAGACCUGAACAUGCGUGUGGGGCUACACACCGGCAGGGUCCUCUGUGGUGUCCUGGGCCUACGCAAGUGGCAGUACGAUGUAUGGUCCAAUGACGUGACCCUGGCCAAUGUCAUGGAGGCUGCUGGCUUACCUGGGAAAGUUCACAUCACAAAAACAACCCUCGCGUGCUUGAAUGGGGACUACGAAGUGGAGCCAGGUCAUGGCCAUGAGAGGAACACCUUCCUGAGAACUCACAACAUCGAGACCUUCUUCAUUGUACCAUCCCAUCGGAGAAAGAUAUUUCCAGGCUUGAUUCUCUCCGAUAUAAAACCAGCCAAGAGGAUGAAGUUCAAGACUGUCUGCUACCUGCUUGUGCAGCUCAUGCACUGCCGGAAAAUGUUCAAAGCCGAGAUCCCUUUCUCCAACGUAAUGACCUGUGAGGAUGACGACAAGCGGAGGGCAUUGAGAACAGCCUCGGAGAAGCUCAGAAACCGCUCAUCUUUCUCUACCAAUGUGGUCUACACCACUCCGGGCACACGUGUCAACAGGUACAUCAGCCGUCUUCUUGAAGCCCGCCAGACAGAGCUGGAGAUGGCAGAUCUGAACUUCUUUACCCUGAAGUACAAGCAUGUCGAACGGGAGCAAAAAUACCACCAGCUUCAGGAUGAGUACUUCACCAGCGCUGUUGUCCUCGCCCUCAUCCUGGCUGCCUUAUUUGGGCUUGUCUACCUUCUGAUAAUUCCACAGAGUGUGGCUGUCCUGCUGCUGCUGGUGUUUUCUAUCUGCUUCUUGGUGGCCUGUAUCCUGUACCUGCACAUCACGCGGGUCCAGUGUUUUCCAGGGUGCCUGACGAUCCAGAUUCGCACUGUGUUGUGUAUAUUCAUAGUGAUCUUAAUCUACUCAGUAGCUCAAGGAUGUGUGGUGGGCUGCCUGCCCUGGGCCUGGAGCUCUCAGUCCAACAGCUCCCUAGUGGUCCUUGCAGCCGGAGGCCGGCGCACUGUGCUGCCUGCUCUGCCCUGUGAGUCUGCGCACCAUGCCCUGCUCUGCUGCCUGGUGGGCACCCUCCCACUAGCCAUAUUCCUGCGGGUGUCCUCCUUGCCAAAGAUGAUCCUGCUGUCUGGGCUGACCACAUCCUACAUCCUCGUUCUGGAACUCAGUGGCUAUACCAGGGUUGGGGGCGGUGCCCUCUCUGGGCGCAGCUAUGAACCAAUCAUGGCUAUCCUGCUGUUCUCAUGCACACUGGCCCUGCACGCCAGGCAAGUGGAUGUCAGACUGCGGCUGGACUACCUCUGGGCAGCACAGGCAGAGGAGGAGAGGGAUGACAUGGAGAGAGUGAAGCUGGACAACAAGAGGAUCCUCUUCAACCUCCUGCCAGCCCACGUCGCACAGCACUUCCUCAUGUCCAAUCCGAGGAACAUGGACCUGUAUUACCAGUCCUACUCCCAGGUGGGCGUCAUGUUCGCCUCCAUCCCCAACUUCAAUGACUUCUACAUCGAGCUGGAUGGCAACAACAUGGGGGUUGAGUGUCUACGGCUCCUCAAUGAGAUCAUUGCUGACUUUGAUGAGCUCAUGGACAAGGACUUUUACAAGGACCUGGAGAAGAUUAAGACCAUUGGGAGUACGUAUAUGGCCGCCGUGGGGCUGGCGCCCACAGCAGGAGCCAGGGCUAAGAAGUCAAUCUCUUCCCACCUGAGCACACUGGCAGACUUUGCCAUCGAUAUGUUUGAAGUCCUGGAUGAAAUCAACUACCAGUCCUACAACGACUUUGUUCUCCGAGUCGGCAUCAACGUUGGCCCUGUGGUGGCUGGAGUGAUUGGCGCUCGCAGGCCCCAAUACGACAUCUGGGGAAACACAGUCAAUGUGGCCAGUCGAAUGGACAGCACUGGAGUCCAGGGAAGAAUCCAGGUGACUGAGGAGGUCCACCGGUUGCUGAAGAGGUGCUCAUACCAGUUUGUGUGCAGAGGCAAAGUCAGCGUCAAGGGCAAGGGAGAGAUGCUAACAUACUUUCUAGAAGGCAGGACUGAUGGAAACAGUUCCCAUGGCAGGUCUUUUCGCUUGGAGCGGAGAAUGUGUCCUUAUGGGAGAGGUGGAGGCCAGGCCAGACGGCCCCCACUGUGUCCUGCAGCUGGACCCCUGAUCAGGCCGGGGCUCCCCCCAGCCCCCACUAGCCAGUACCUGCCACCCACAGCAGCAGGGAAGGAAGCCUAGUGGAGCCCAUGGCCACUGGAGAUGCAUGCAA